CCAAAAAGAGCCCGGAAAAGAGCAGAAGGUGCAGCCAGCUCCAAUGUCUUCUCCAUGUUUGACCAGUCCCAGAUCCAAGAGUUCAAGGAGGCCUUCACCAUCAUGGACCAGAACCGGGACGGCUUCAUCGACAAGCUGGACCUGCGGGACACCUUUGCCGCUCUAGGCCGCAUCAACGUCAAGAACGAGGAGCUCGAAGCCAUGGUCAAGGAGGCCCCGGGGCCCAUCAACUUCACCGUCUUCCUGACCAUGUUUGGAGAGAAGCUGAAGGGCACAGACCCGGAGGAGACCAUCCUCCAUGCCUUCAAGGUGUUUGACACUGAAGGGAAAGGUUUCGUCAAGGCUGACUUCAUCAAGGAGAAGCUCAUGACCCAGGCAGACCGCUUCACUGAAGAGGAGAUCAAGCAGAUGUUCGCGGCUUUCCCGCCAGAUGUGUGUGGCAACCUGGACUACCGGAACCUGUGCUAUGUCAUCACCCACGGCGACGAGAAGGACUAG
Choloepus didactylus (southern two-toed sloth) is the source of this 498-nucleotide messenger RNA. It is a transcript of the gene MYL10, whose product is annotated as myosin light chain 10. Bases 55 to 498 code for a protein of 147 amino acids. The record is from RefSeq and is a predicted model, not a curated record. Lineage: Eukaryota; Metazoa; Chordata; Mammalia; Pilosa; Megalonychidae. The transcript has 6 exons. Gene Ontology annotation, molecular function: calcium ion binding. Gene Ontology annotation, cellular component: mitochondrion; cytoplasm.